Molecule: messenger RNA, 1605 nt
Organism: Anoplophora glabripennis (Asian longhorned beetle)
Lineage: Eukaryota; Metazoa; Arthropoda; Insecta; Coleoptera; Cerambycidae
Product: c-Myc-binding protein homolog
Exons: 3
Coding region: 356-706 (116 amino acids)
Biological process (GO): regulation of DNA-templated transcription
Cellular component (GO): nucleus
Molecular function (GO): transcription coactivator activity
Source: RefSeq, a predicted model, not a curated record
ACACAUCUGUAUUCAUUUGAUCAUAGAUAAAAUUGGUGCACAGAUCUUAUAAUAUAAUAAAAUUUGGUGUAAUGGUACUGUCUAUUAUAUGUUUUGUAGGUACUGUAAUGGGCAGCAAAAAUACUAAUUAAUUAUGUAGAAAAGGCAAAUUUAUGCUUUCUUUUAGACUGCAUUGAAUAUUUUUCAGCUAAAACAAUAUCGUCGUGACUCUCGUACCUACUGUGAUAAAAAAUUCCAUCAAAUCGUUAUUCUGUCAAUUUUUGGGAAUAGACGGUCGGAGAGAUAAAAAUUUAUUAGAAAAACAAGUGUCCAACGUAGACAAUUAUUUUAUAUUAGUGAUAUACAUAUAUUAAAGAUGUCUUCAAAUCCCAAUUAUAAGCCGUCCGAAGGAAAACGUGAGGAAUUCCGUAAGUAUUUAGAAAAAAAUGGCAUUAUGGAUGCAUUAACGAAGGUUCUAGUUAACCUUUAUGAAGAAGUUGAUAAACCAGAGAAUGCUUUGCAAUAUAUAAUAGACAAACUGUCAAUUCAAGCUGGACACGAGACUCAUGACACGUUACAGAACAAAUUAAAUGAGGCAGAAGCACGUGUUAAAGAACUAGAAGAGCAGCUCGAAGCGGGUGCCAAAGUCCAACCCACCGAGGAACCCGCUGCAGAGGGUGUCGGAGAAGACGGAGCUCCUGACGAGAAUCUCGACCCCGACGCAUAACUAUAGUACUGCCCUGGUUGCCUCUAACCUUUCUUUUUUUGUUGAAUGCCAUUUAAGUUCCUUUUUUUACCAUUUAGAUUUUGAUUUAUAUUUUAAUAUAAUAAAUGUGCGUUUGUUUGUUUAUAGAAUACCGUUUAGUUGGGGUUUAUCAAAGUUUACGCGGAGUCGGUACAUUUACCAUUCUUUUUACAUUUGCUAAUAUAGCUUUGCUCUGUGCAUUAACAGUCUUGCCUUUAAAAAAUAACGUCUGAAUACUCGAAAGUUUGCACUUUGAAAUGAAAUUGUUGGACGAAUCGAAAUAUUUUAAUAUACCGUUAGUGGUAGACAGGCUACGAUUACGAUCGUAAUAAUUAGCGAAAAGAACUACUAUUUUUGUAGGCACUAUUUAUAAAAAGCCAUUAUGAUUUAUCUGUAAGAGCAAAUAGAGAUAUAGAUUGUGCAAUACAUAUAUAAUCUAGCGUAAACUGAAAGUCUUUUUACUUGAAAUUUUUUUUAUAUUCGGAAAUAAAAGUUCUGUCGACAUUCCUUCUACGAUUUUGUGGUUAUUUACACAUUCAAGUUUCACUUCCUGCAUUGGACCAUUAGUUUUGUACUUUAUUAACUUGUAAAUUAAUUUACUGCAAUAACCAGGGCUGGAUAAUCCAUUUUUUUAUACGUUAAAUCCGGAUAUCUGCACUAUUUAUGAUUAGAAGCAUCUAUGCGAGUUUUUACAAUAUUUAAAUUUUCUGAAAUAAUAGGAUGUGCCUUAACCAAUUUAAUAUUGUUCUCUGGUGAAAUUUGGUUCUGGUUAUAAAUUAAAUUACUCGCGAUUUGUAUACUUCCUUUUUUUUUUUUGUUGAAGCUGUAAAGGGCAGUAUUAUUUUGUAAACGAUACAUGUAAUAAAAACUUGAAAACAUUC